This is a messenger RNA of Bursaphelenchus xylophilus (pine wood nematode), 3566 nucleotides long. NCBI's taxonomy places the organism in Eukaryota, Metazoa, Nematoda, Chromadorea, Rhabditida, Aphelenchoididae. The record is from the annotation of a GenBank genome assembly.
AUGGUAUGUUGGUUAUCUGACCUUGUUUUACUUUUGGAUUAACAGUUGAAUCUUGUUGUAGUAGAACAUGACUUACUCUGUGAAGUCGUCCAAUAUUUAAAAAAUUUUUUUGAUCAAGUUGUAAUUGUAAUUUUCGAACGAUAUAAACGAUCUAAGUAUUAUCUUCUAUGUCGAUAAAAUCUCUAUUAAAAAGAUUUCUCUUCAGGUCAUGGAUAAUGUAGGCGCUCCGGAUGGGAUUGAACGUCCAACCCCGGUGUAUGCUCCCUUUACGCUUCCCAAUGUCCUAGGACAACCACAGCAGCCCAUUGAUCCCACAUUAUAUUCCUUGUUGUUCCAAAUGUAUCAAAGACAAAUGCCCUCCAUACCAAACUUAGAGCCAACAAUUCCAUCGCAGAUUGUUGAAGAUCAGGGAGUUCCAGAGCAAUUGCAUAAAGAGGAGUCUAAAAUACAUCAUGAUGAGGUUGAUUCGGGCAACGAAACAAGUUCCAUUGGGACUGGAUCGGGUUCAACUUUGUCAUCAAGGUAAAUAAUUGUCGUCAUUCCAAUUAAUAAUAUUGUUAUACUUAAUUAAUUUGUUUGUUUUAGAUCCAAUUCAAUGUCCAAUGACUCGAGUUUGAAACAAAGAGCAUUGAAGGCCAAGAUGGCCACGAUUAAAGAGGACCCCGAGAAAUCCAUGCCAUUAACUCCCAGUUCCAGCACAUCUUACGAACAUCCACCAACAUUAUUACCGGCAGAUCAGCUGUUGCUAACUCCGGCUACAAAUUCCACAACCUCCGAGAAGAUGGAGCAAAGGGAUGACACUCCAAAGACUACAGUAACCCAAGAGAAUUGUCCGUUUCCCGAUUUGGCGGCGGUUAUGGGAUCAGCUGACUUUGGAUUCUCUCAAAUGAUGGCAAUGGCCAGCGGAAAUGAGGGAUCCUUCUCUCAGAAUCAAGUUGUGGGAUCUCCAGGACCUUCAAGGAGUCGGAAUAAUGACGCGGAUGAAGGAAAUGAUGAGUCAAAGGAGAACCGGACCGAAAUUGUGGGAAAUAAGGAAACUGUAGUUGAUAAUCAGUUGAAUGGACAAGGUAGGAAACGGUUUUGAUUAAUGUUUUUCUCUACCGUAAAUGUUAUAUUAAAAGCUUCUAUUCCAGCCAAUCAUACGACUCCAGUCCGUCCUCGCACAGAGCUCCAUCAACCUCAACUCCCACCACACGGCGCAUUCGCUCAAUUCCCCGCACCUCCAUUCCCAAUGCCCCCGGGAUUCCCGGGAUACGGUGUGCCUCCUAAUUCACUCCCCAAUGGCCAGCUCCCACCUCCACCAGGCUUGCAUCCAAUGUUAUUCCAGCCAUAUCAGAACUACCCUCCUCCCGGCCCAAUGCCAGGAUUGUUGAACAAUUAUUCCCCUUUCCAACAGUUCUUCCCCUAUCCGAUGGGAUACCCGUUGAUGUUUCCUGUUAGCGAAACGUGCAAGAUUUGUGGAGAUCAGUCGAGUGGAUACCACUAUGGGGUCCAGAGUUGUGAGGGAUGCAAGGUAAAACUUUUUUUAUUAAUUUUUGGAAGACUACGUAUCACAUUUUGUGACCAUUUUCUAAUUCCAAUAUUUUCAGGGAUUUUUCCGUCGCUCCGUCCAAAAGAAGACUCAAUAUCAAUGUAAUCGCGAUAACAAUUGCAUGAUGAACAAGCAGAGCCGAGUUCGUUGUCAGAGUUGUCGAUUCAAUAGGUGCAUUGAGUCUGGAAUGAAGCCGGAGUGUGUGAAACAAGACCGUCAACGGAAGAACGAAGCCGACCCGGAGAACACGAAGAAUGUGGAGAUGAACAGAGCCAUUAAAGCCGCGUAUGAUAAUGCGUUCUGUGGACCUCUGGGAACACAAGCAGAAGUGACCAAUGCCUUGUUGAAUUUUAUAAAUGGGAUUGAUCCGUUGAGAAAUAUGAAAGAAGAGGAUAAACUGCAGCUGAUCAGGCAAAGGGGAAUGGCGGUGCUGGUAAGUUGAUAAGGCAAAGAUUUAUCGAAGAUACUUCUAAAAUGAUAUAAAAUUUUCUUCAAUUUCAGAUGCUCCGUGCAAUCUACGUUGAUCCCUCGCUGAAGCCGCUCUGUGAAUCCAAAGUUUUCACAAACUUCAUGAACUUGAAGCCCGUUGCUAUUGACAAGCAAAUCCACGCUUUCUCGGCCUAUGUUCUGACCUGCGGCCUCAUUUCUGAUCUCUCUCCGAAUGGUCGUGACAUCCUCUCCCCAUUCACUGAUGCCUUACCAGGAUGUCUAUACGUCCAUGUCGCCAAUGUAUAUACUCUCAGCAUGGAUGGGUUCACAAAAUUACUCUCAGAUCUCUCGACUUUGUAUGCAAAAUAAUCAGAUGUAAUUAGAAUAAAAAUAUUGUUUGAUACCUGAUCUUGAGACAAUGUUUUAAUAACCGAUAGGCUCUAAACUCAGAAGAAAAGCUGGAUGGACAAAGAAUGAGAUCAAAAAUUUGGAUAUAACCCGAAGAAAGGCGUCAUUUACGAGCCUCCGUUUAUUCAUAUCAGCGAAGAAAAUGGGCAAUGUCCACUCGCGCGCUGACCUCUGCCCCUCUUUUUGUUUUGAUUUUCCUUCGAAGUUUACACUAGAUAGUUGGUAUCCAAGAGCUUGAUGAUGAGUAUUUGAAAUUUUUAACCAUUGCAUUUUACUUUAGAUCAUGGGCAAAGACCCUGAGGAGAAGAUCGCCGGCGUUGUCAAACGAGAAAAGCAGAAGAAACAGAAGGAUGCCAAGAUCGCAGAACAAGUGACUGAAGCGGCGUCAAGCGCGGAAAAGUUGAAAGAUCUGCGCGCUUUGUCGCUCCAAGAGUCAGGACAUCCAAAGUUGGAUGAACCAGGAACAUCGAAGUCAUCAAAAUUGCUAACCAAAAAGACGGUUCAUUUGAAGAAAAAAGUUGGCCAACCAAAACACGGAAAAGCCGGCGGUUUGAAGGCUGGAGUGGAAGAUGAACCAAUGGAAACGGACCCUGAAGUCCCCCAAAGUUCCAAGUCCAAGAAGGAGCCGCUGGCACCAGAAAGACUAGCCAAACUCCAGACCUGGGUUGGUGAAACUUGGACCGGCACAACGGACUGGUUCAACGUCAAAAAUGGCUAUGGAUUUAUUCAAUCAACAAUGGAGGAUGAGGAAAGAUCGAAGGAAAAAGUGUUCGUUCAUUAUUCGAAUAUUCAGAAGGAAGACUUUCGAAGUCUUGGAGAGAAUGAAAGGGUAGAAUUUGAGGUGGCAUUGACUGACAAUGGACUGCAAGCAAUCAACGUGAGAGGGCAAGGAGGUGCUGAGAUUGAGGGGCAUUACGAACGACCAAUCAUCGGCAAAGACAGAAGAGAGAUUUUGAGGUCAGUACUUUGAGAAAUGUUAAUAAUAUAAACUUUAUUCUGAUGACUAAAAAAUAAAUCUUUCAGAUGUUUCAAAUGUGGAUCCACAGGUCACAAGGCAAACAAAUGUAAGAAGAAAAUUGAGAAAGGAGCAUGUUACAACUGCAACAAAAUGGGACACACUUCGAGCAAUUGUCCAGAAGAACCCAGAUAUAAGAGAAAAGGAGGAGGGGAAGGGGGAUCAGGACAGGCUGCGACAUGA